Molecule: messenger RNA, 1284 nt
Organism: Panicum virgatum (switchgrass)
Lineage: Eukaryota; Viridiplantae; Streptophyta; Magnoliopsida; Poales; Poaceae
Product: protein MIZU-KUSSEI 1-like
Exons: 1
Coding region: 349-1122 (257 amino acids)
Biological process (GO): hydrotropism
Source: RefSeq, a predicted model, not a curated record
AACCCGGGAAAGUAUGAAAGCAUUGGGCCGUACCACUCUUUCAUGGCUGCUGAUGAACACCCGUCCUUGCACUGCAGCAGUUGACUAGCCUGCAGGUACUGCGAAACCCAGACAUCACCUCAGCAAGCCCAGAACAUGCGCAGUCCAUUUCAGAUCAGCCCAAAGAGCGCAGAAUCGAAACGAUCGACCACCAAACGAUCAUCACCACCAGCACAUAAAUAAAGAGGUGCCCGAUCGACUUCCUCCUUGCCCGUGGUCCGGGGCUCCAUCGAUCGGAGGAAAGCUAGCUGCAGCUAUCAUCAGCUCAGCUGCACCAGAUCCGCGGGGAUCGACGACCAAUCGAAGCCGAUGCCAUCUCUCAUCGACUACAGCCCGGCGGCGCUGCGGUCGCUGCUCCGGCCGUCGUCGUCCACCACCACCGAUGAGCGGCGGGCGAAGCUGUCGGGGGCCGGGGCCGGGGCCGGCGGCGGCGCCCUGGGGCUCUUCAAGAUGUUCAGGCUCCUGCCGGUGCUCACCACGGGGUGCAAGAUGGCGGCCAUGCUGGGGCGGCACAAGAGCGGCGGCCGGGCCCUCCUGGCGGACAACGCGCCGACGGUGACGCUGUUCGGGCACCGGCGCGGGCGGCUCAGCCUGGCCAUCCACGAGGACACGCGGUCCCCGCCGGCGUUCCUCAUCGAGCUGCCCAUGCUGGCCGCCGCGCUGCACCGGGAGAUGGCCACGGGCACCGUCCGGCUGGCGCUGGAGAGCGACACGGCGCGCGGCGUCGCCGCCGCCGCGCGGCGCCGGCGCCCGCUGCUGGAGGAGCACGUCUGGGCGGUCUACUGCAACGGGCGCAGCGCCGGGCACGCCAUCCGCCGCAGGGACCCGUCCGACGACGAGCGCCACGUCCUGCGCCUGCUCCGCGGCGUGUCCAUGGGCGCCGGGGUGCUCCCGCCGCCGCCCGACGGCAGGGCGGGCGGCCCCGACGGCGAGCUCACCUACAUGCGCGCCCGCGUGCAGCGCGUCGUCGGGUCCAGGGACUCGGAGGCGUUCUACAUGAUCAACCCCGACGACGGCGGCGAUGCCACCCACGGCGGCGAUAGCGCGCCGGAGCUAAGCAUCUUCUUUGUGAGGAACAAGUGAUCAGCAGAAUGGAUUCGCAUGCGCAGCAGUACGUAUCUAUACAUAUACUCUUGCUUCUUUGUGGGUGCAUGUACGUGUACAUAUACGUACCUGUGUGUGAAGACAGCUGUAUAUAAAUAUAUGCAAGCUACAUAUAUAAGUUAAUUAUUUUGCAAAUUGCAA